GGGAAACUGACUCCCAAUUCUCCAAUUCUUUGCGCUCAGCUGGUUUUCUGGUUUUCCCCAGGAGGGGCUUCAGCCCCAGUGGGCGGAAAUCUCUGGAGCCCAAAGUAAUUAGCACCUGUCACCAAGGCGCCACUAGCGCCCUGCCUGCCUGAGCCUCGCGUACCCUCGAGUCUCCGAGUCUCUGCCGCGUCGCCGCCUGCAGGUAAUUCCAGAAACAUGAGGAUACUUAGUAUCUUUAUAUUUACAGCCUACUAUAAUUUACUUAAUGCAUUUACUAUCACAGUGUCCAAGGACCUAUAUAUUGUAGAAUAUGGCAGUAAUGUGACGAUGGAAUGCAGAUUCCCAGUAGAAAAUCAAUUAGACCUGAUGUCAUUGGUUGUUUACUGGGAAAAGGAAGAGAAGCAGAUUAUUCAGUUUGUAAAUGGGGAAGAGGACCCGAAGGAUCAACACAGUAGCUACAGGCAGAGGGCCUGGCUAUUGAAGGACCAGCUCUUCAAAGGAAAUGUUGCCCUCCAUAUCACAGAUGUGAAGUUGCAGGAUGCAGGUGUUUAUUGCUGCAUGAUCAGCUAUGGUGGUGUAGACUACAAGCGAAUUACUUUGAAAGUCAAUGCCCCAUACAACAAAAUCAACCAGAGAAUUUCCAUGGAUCCAGUCACCUCUAAACAUGAACUAACAUGUCAAGCUGAGGGAUACCCCGAGGCUGAAGUCAUCUGGACAAGCAGUGACCACCGAAUCCUGAUUGGUGAGACCAAUAUCACCCAUUCCCAGAGGGAGGAGAAGUUUUUUAAUGUGACCAGCACGCUGAGAAUCAACACUACAGCCAAUGAGAUUUUCUACUGUACUUUUCGGAGAUUAGGUUCCUGGGAAAACAAUACAGCUGAAUUGAUCAUCCCAGAACCACCUGUGGCCCUUUCUGAAGACAAGAGGACUCACUUGGUGAUGCUGGGAUCCUUCUUGCUAUUCCUUUUUGUCACACUUGCAGUCUUCAUCUGCUUAAGAAAAGAUGACACACAGUUUGAGGAGACAUAAUCAUCAUUGAACUUCUGAUCUUCAAGGAGGGAUUCUUAGCUUAGAGUUUGGAAGUUCACAAAUGAGAGGGCCUGUGGGAUCCAGAUGAUGUUGGACUUAAAGGCCAAAGCUCUGAAUGUGGAACCAGGGGAAAACAGAGAGAAUGAAGAAAGCUGGAACCUGGGAGGAAACCCUGAGACUUCAAAGCAACGGAGAGCCUCAUUGGUGCCUUGCAAAGGGAAAGCCAACACUCUUGAGUGAGGAGCCUCCCUGCAUGUGGCCCAUCACUUGUUAGGAGAGUGGGCUGAGAAUCCCUGAUUUAAUGGUCAGUUCUUGCAGAAAUGCCCUUUGCCUCUACUCAGUGCCCAAAUCCCUCUUGUAGGGACCGGAAGUUCAAGGAUUAGAAGACUAUUUGAGUUGUUUGGAUUUUUUUUGGUGUGUGUGGGGGUCUUUUCAUCAUGGGAAUGUGGUUGUUAAUGAUUUAUUUUGAGGCUACUUUGUAGUAAAUGUGAAAAUGUUGCCAUCAAAUUUAUUAGGUGCUUGGUACCAUGAGGAACUGUUAUUACAAAGAGGAAGGAUAAAGAGCAACCCCUAGGUAUGUGCGAUCUUACGUUAUUUAACCCACUGAUGUUUAGGUUAACAUGAAUCAUCUUAUUCUCACACCUCAAGUCUCUAUCACAGUGUCUGCCCUAUUUAAAUAUCAGCUUUACAACGAUGUAGUACCGUAGCUACACAAUCUCAUUUCAUCCUGAUUAAUACUCCUACUAUGGCAACAGCUAUCACUAUAUUUAUCU
Messenger RNA from Dipodomys ordii (Ord's kangaroo rat), 1802 nucleotides. RefSeq names its product CD274 molecule (gene Cd274). The coding region runs from base 217 to 1029 and encodes 270 amino acids. Gene Ontology annotation, biological process: T cell costimulation; negative regulation of T cell proliferation; positive regulation of T cell proliferation. The transcript is spliced from 6 exons. Gene Ontology annotation, cellular component: external side of plasma membrane. NCBI's taxonomy places the organism in Eukaryota, Metazoa, Chordata, Mammalia, Rodentia, Heteromyidae. The record is from RefSeq and is a predicted model, not a curated record.